Messenger RNA from Aedes aegypti (yellow fever mosquito), 881 nucleotides. Its product is annotated as MD-2-related lipid-recognition protein. The coding region runs from base 104 to 577 and encodes 157 amino acids. Gene Ontology annotation, biological process: intracellular cholesterol transport. The record is from RefSeq and is a predicted model, not a curated record. The transcript has 3 exons. Gene Ontology annotation, molecular function: sterol binding. Lineage: Eukaryota; Metazoa; Arthropoda; Insecta; Diptera; Culicidae.
AUUACAAUUCUCCACGUUUCUCGCUACUAGAGCUUAGUCUUCGGUUAAUCGAGCUACGUAGCAGACGUGAUCCUCUGGUGGAAGAAACGACCAAACUCUCAAGAUGAACCAUUUCCUAACGACUCUGUUGUUGAUCGGCGCGGUGACCAUUGCUCGUGCGGAAGUAAUUCCAUUUGAAAAGUGUAACGAAAGUGUGAAAUGUACAGUUCACGAGGUUCGCGUGGACCCCUGUCCGGAAUCGGCCCAGAAUAAGCCAUGUGUGAUGGUGCGGGGUACCAAUGCGACGAUCGCCUUCGAUUACACUCCUGACUUCAGCUCCCAAGUGGCUACUGCCAAGGCAUUCUGGGCUUCUGCGGUUGAUCUCCCCUUCGCUGGGUUGGACCAAGAAGGAUGCAAGUACACCACUUGUCCUGUCGUAUCCGGCCAAAGGCAAAGCUACUCCUAUGAUCUGCCCAUUAUGAAGUCUUACCCAAUGCGGCAAUACAAAGUCAAGUGGCAACUGCUUAAUGAAGCUAACGAGAUGUGCUGUUUCAUGAUUGAUAUGGCAAUCAAGGCCAAGAAGGGUCGCAAGAAUUAGUUUUAAGAUUUUUUAAUUUUUGUUUCAUUAAAGAGUCUAUUAAUGUAAAGUAAACUGUUUUGUAUAUGCUUAAUUCACUUAGUGUAACUACAUAGAAUGAGAAAAGUCGUCCGUGGGAUUAAUGAUGGAUGAGUCCAAUAAAGUUGUAGUGACAUACGGAACAUAGAAUAAUUGGAAAUUGUCUAUCUCUUGCAAUCUAAACGUCGACAAAACUGGAGUGAUCGUAGUUUGAGUAUCGAAUCUAAAACCAUGGAAAUUGUAUGCAACAUUUUAUGUCAAAAUAUUAUCGAGAAAUUAAAAUAUA